Molecule: messenger RNA, 981 nt
Organism: Paramecium tetraurelia
Lineage: Eukaryota; Ciliophora; Oligohymenophorea; Peniculida; Parameciidae
Exons: 4
Source: RefSeq, a predicted model, not a curated record
AUGAGCACUCCAGAAUCUUUGAAUCCGGCUCCUCUUACAAGUCUUGGUGAUCACUCAUUCAAGAAAGUGUUGGAAGAUGACUAUUCGACUGGCAAAUUGAAUCUCAAGUUGAAAGCAAAUACCAAGAAUUCCGGAUCAGCAAAUUACAAGGGAUGGCUAGAUAUCUCAAAAAUGCAAUCCUAACAAGAAACCAAAUUCUAAUUCCCUUACCAAAAUUAUACUCUCCAACUUGCUACCAGAGACAAUGGUGCCAAAGUUCAUAUUGAUUUUGGAUAAGUUGCCAAAUUAUCAAAAGGCAACAUUUCUUUAUUUGCCAAUGCUAAAUUAGGAAGCUCAAAUAUCUCUGAUGCCAUUGUUAGAUUUGGAGGAGUGACAAGAUGGAAUGAUAUUACAAAUCACUUACGUUUGGAGUACAACGCACAUAGUUCUGUAGUCAAUGUAUUGAGUAGAACUGUUUCGAAGGUCAAUGAUUUGACUUUCGUUGCAGUAAAAGAUUUCCAAGCAAAUCAUGGAUUUGGAGUCAGAAAACUAGAUCUCCUUGUUGGAUAUCUCUAACCUAAAUACGAUUUAUUCUUUAGACAUCUAACCUAAAAUCCAGAUAAAUCAAAAUCAUUUUAGAGUCUUCUUUCUGGAAGAUUAGUUUUGGAUUUAGUUUAUAGACAAUAACAAUAAACUUAUGGAAUUGAAGCUCAGUACAAUCUGGAGAAGGCUAAGUUAACAACCUUGGUUGGAUUAACAACAAAAUUGAAUGGUUUAGAUGUUAAAGCUAAGGUGAAUACAUCUACAGCAACUUUAGGGUUGAGUGGAAAAGGAAAAUUCAAUGAAAAAUUCAACUGGACUUUAUCAACUGAGUUACCAAUAGAUGGAUAAUGGCCUAGAAAACAAGGGGUUUUCCCAGUCCCAGUAGGAUUCACAAUCGAUACAUCCUUAUGAAUAAAAUAAGUAUAUUCAAAUUUAUAAUAUAAAUUGAAUUUAAUUAUA